AUGAGCGAGGUUGUAAACGCUAUCGUCGCUUUUGCAGUCAUUGUUAUCAUCUUCCGAUGGGCAACUUCAUCCAGCGACUCUUCCAGUAGGAGGUCAGCAUCUUCAACUCUUGGUUUCAGGCCAAAGAAUGUGACGCAGGAAAUGGUUAACCAGAUACAUUCCAUGUUUCCAACCAUACCACAAGAUAAUAUUCGUUAUGACUUGCUGAGGACAGGGAGCGUUGAGAUCACCUCGAAUAAAAUUCUGGAGCGUGGAUAUCUUGAUGCGCCACCUCCAGCAUAUUUCACUGUCUAUUCUCGCACAGAGGUUCCCCCGCAACCUCGGCAAGUUGGUCCUCAAGGGCAAUCGACAGGUUUAGCACCAACCCCGAAAGAGAACCUUAUAUCUCGUUACAAGCUACAGGAUCGAACGCUAUCCUCCACUUUCUCACCCGAAGAUCAUCUUGCCUUCAGCAAGGCUAACUGGGAGGAUUCAUCGGAGAAGCGCGAGGCUAGUUUGCAGGAAAGGAAAGCACAGAUGAUUUUGGCCGCCAGACAACGAUUGCUGGCACAGCAAACUCGGAAAGAAGAGACAGACGCGGCACCAGGUUCUUCGUCGUAA
This is a messenger RNA of Suillus discolor, 600 nucleotides long. RefSeq lists its product as uncharacterized. Gene Ontology annotation, molecular function: ubiquitin binding. NCBI's taxonomy places the organism in Eukaryota, Fungi, Basidiomycota, Agaricomycetes, Boletales, Suillaceae. Bases 1 to 600 code for a protein of 199 amino acids. The transcript has 6 exons. The record is from RefSeq and is a predicted model, not a curated record.